This is a messenger RNA of Neodiprion virginianus, 1170 nucleotides long. It is a transcript of the gene baf, whose product is annotated as barrier-to-autointegration factor. The coding region runs from base 308 to 580 and encodes 90 amino acids. The transcript has 3 exons. The record is from RefSeq and is a predicted model, not a curated record. Lineage: Eukaryota; Metazoa; Arthropoda; Insecta; Hymenoptera; Diprionidae. Gene Ontology annotation, molecular function: DNA binding.
AACGCAGCCACAGCAGCGGCGUGGCUUAUGGUCAGGGUGGUGGCUUGGGCUCAGCUUGGCUAAGUAACUUGGUAGUUGAAGGUUGAUUAAUGCGGGUCAGUAAUUUUGUUGGUGUAUCAAUACUAAUCAGUUGAGAAAAAAGAACAAAAAAUAAUCAAAUUUGGAGAAGAACCUAUUUAUCAGUGAUUGACAAAGUUUGUCUCAGUUUAGCCGAAGAAAGCAGACCUAGAAAAUUUUUAAUCAAACGUUCCAGUGCUGAAUAGCUACAUAUAAAUCACACUACACGCUCAGGAUCACAGCUAGCAACAUGUCCAGCACAUCGCAAAAGCACAGAAACUUCGUAGCUGAACCAAUGGGAGAAAAGCCGGUGACUGAACUUGCUGGUGUCGGUGAAGUUUUAGGCAAAAGAUUGGAGGCGGCUGGUUUUGAUAAGGCUUAUGUUGUUCUCGGCCAAUAUUUGGUUCUGAAGAAGGAUAAAGAGUUGUUUCAAGAAUGGAUGAAAGAUACAUGCAGCGCAAAUACAAAACAGUCUCAAGAUUGCUACCAGUGCCUUUGUGAUUGGUGUGAAGAGUUCUUGUAAAUAUUAGGCAAAAUGAGUGACAUUUUUUUACUUUUGUAAAUGAUUGAAGUUGGUUUUUUUUUGUUUUUUUUUUUUUUUUUAACAAAAUGAUCUUUCAUAUAACUAUAACUUAAAAGCAUGUUCUACCAAAUUCAAUUGUAUAUAAUCCUUACCUGUACUAAAGAUGAAUACAAAUUUUAACCAAAUUUGAUAUGCUUCCAGUCAUCCUUCUUAUGGUCUACAACGCAAAGUAACCAGUAGCAUAUGAUUUGUGGAAUUUUAUUAUCAGAUUUUUACAUAAGUAUAAUAAUUAUCUACAUAGGUACUUUACUAGGAAUUACAUUUGAACCCAGUGUGAUGAUUUGAUAAAAUGCACACAGUCAUUGGCAAAUGCCUGAAUACGUGAUGGGUUGCCUUUUGACUUUAUUAUUCUGCAAAUGUGAUAACUUUGCAGGAAAGAAUAAAAUUAUGGAAAAUUCUUGAUAUUUUUCAUAGUACGAUACAAUGAUUCAAUUCCCUGAAACCUCUAUUACUUGAAACGAUAGUAAUUAUGAUGCACAAUUUCUAAUAACUCCAAUUUGGUGUCAAUAUCUUGGUAUUGGAUUGGUGUA